Molecule: messenger RNA, 6226 nt
Organism: Egretta garzetta (little egret)
Lineage: Eukaryota; Metazoa; Chordata; Aves; Pelecaniformes; Ardeidae
Product: carbohydrate sulfotransferase 5
Exons: 2
Coding region: 3932-5113 (393 amino acids)
Biological process (GO): N-acetylglucosamine metabolic process; carbohydrate metabolic process; keratan sulfate proteoglycan biosynthetic process
Cellular component (GO): Golgi membrane
Molecular function (GO): N-acetylglucosamine 6-O-sulfotransferase activity
Source: RefSeq, a predicted model, not a curated record
UUGUUUUCAGUUCUUUGCUUUAUUCCAGACAGAUUUUUCAGUCUUCCUGCAGCAGACCCAAACCUGUUUGUUCUGAGGGAGUCUUUCAUCCCAGCCUUUUGUCCCAAGCUCAGAGAGAGCCCAUGUUUCUUUACAGCUGUAAUGUGAGGCACUCACUGUCGAGUCUUUUUAGUCUUGCAGAAAAAAAAUGAGCAGUGUAAUAGGAGGGUCUUUUUUUUUCUUUUUUGUAGCUAUAAAGUUAAUUUUUGUUAAUUUAUUAGGUCUCUUCAGGUUGAAUUCUGUACUGAAAGGAUGUUCACUGAUCAGUUGUGCUCCUUUCAGCACCGACCUGCAAAGAUCUGAUUACUCGAUUCCAACAUUACUUGUCUUACGUAACAAAGUCCCUGAAAGCAAGAGCUAAAUGAUCAGCACAAUUUAGUUCUUUCCUCCUCCGUUCUUUUCUACCAUUCUGGGUCUGAAAAGCGCUCUGUUUAGAAAACAAGCUUUCUGGGGUCAAUACUACCGCUCACUGUAUUUUUACCCUGACUGGUAAAACUAGAUAGGUUUCUGUAAUGUUAUCUAGUCUCUCGGCAAGCAAUGGCAGAUGCUAGUGGCCCUGCAGCCCAACAUUCUGUCAGAGACAGUUUAAGUGAUGAAGAAAAUCACUGCUCUUUUGACAGUUUGUGUAAUUAAUUUCCUUUGCACACUACGUAAGAGUAGUUAUCCUGGGGCAGACCCCGGGUUCAGCUAGUCCAGGAUCUUGUUUCCAUUAGUAGUUGUUAGCGGACAAGCCCAAUGACAGAGCUUGACUCAGGACUGUCAACUAAACCAUAUGUGCAGGUGCUUUUCAUACCACUUUUUGAACAUUUGCAUUGGCUUGUGAACAGAUGAUUCUGCCUCUAGAAUUUGUUAGAAUUAGACCUUUGAUUAUCUUGCUGUUUGCCAGAGCUCUCCCUGAAGAAAUAGUAUCACAAAAGAAGUAGUGCUACUAUCACAGAAAAGGAGUGACAUUGUAGCUGUUAUUAAAAUAAUUUUUGCUUAUCAGUAUUCAUGAUGUACAAAAGUAUGUAUUGUGAUACCACCAGGUAUUGCAAUACUUCAGAUGUCUCAGCUGAGCAAUGCGAAAGGCGUUGGAGUGCUCUGUGCUGCAGCUUGAUGUCUCUCACCGUCUGUUUUUCUGCCUCUUGUAGCUCACUUGCCACUUCUGGUCAGUCUGAUUUCACGAGUCGAUGAGGAGGUGCUUGCUAGAAGGUUUUGUCACUGAGAUGGCAGCUGAAGGCCAUCUGGCCCCUCUGGUGCGGGUCCCGUUCCCCCCCCAGGCCCGCUGUGGUCAGGCAGGUGCAGCCGCAGGGUGGGAACGGGCCCGUACUUGGCUUUCCUGAGGGGCCUGGGGGGAGACAGGUAGUGCCACCGAGCUGCGGGCAGGAGAGGAGGGCACUGGCAGAAAGAGGCGAGGCAGUGCACGGCAAGUCACUGACUAGUGUUUCACCUAGCAGCUAACGAAGUGUUGGCGUAUUGCCUGUCUGUGCUGCAAGAGCAAGGUUGCCUAAGAGCACCCUCUGCUGAGUCCUGCGGUGGAAUCAAUAGCGGGUCAGAAGGAGCAGCCUGUAUCGCAAGGGCCGGUGUCCCUCGCGACUAAGGCAAUGAUCUAAUGUAAUCUGUUCAGUAGAUUUAUAAACAUAUAUAUAUAUAUAUAUAUACACACACACGUGUGUGUAUAUACAUUCAGCAACUUUAUGGGAAGGUAAUUCUUCAGGGUAUUCAAGAACUGCUUUCUGCCCCAGCUAACAUUUGUCAAAAAUCAUGAGCGAGCUUGGUGGGUUGUAAAGCUGCGCAUUUAAGGGCUGUAAGUUUAACCUGGGCUGAAAGCGCCUCAACUGCAAAAUGCAAUUGCAAAUGGUAAAGGGUCUUUACAUGCAAAUAGAAUUACACAUGUCCAAUGUGAGAAAUGCAGAAACAAAAGGCACUGUUGACAGAACAAAUCCAGUGAACUGGAUAUGUAUUUGGCCUCAUGCACUGGAAACUGCCCGAGAUAAUACCCUUACAGAUGCUGCAUUUUGAUGUGUAAUUAUUAAUUUCUUUGUGGUGUCUGCAUGCAUGCAUAUUCCUCAGAAACAUCCCAACUUUCCCAAAAGGGUAGAUGAAUCUUAAAUACUGAAAAUGUGUAUUUACUUAGUGCUUUACUUUGAUACUGCACUUUUUCUUGCAGUUUAUAUCAUACUGAAGAGUAGGGAAAUACUUUGGCUACAGUCAUUUUACAUACUAUUUGGAGUGCUUACGGUGGGCAGACUAGUUCAGGCACAAAUUAUGGACUAGUAGUCAUGUUACCUGAUUUUUGUUGGCACAGUAUUGCCUGCAACAGUACUUGGGUGGGAAUCGGAGCGAGGAGAGGUCCUAGAGGCAGUCAAGGCAGAUGUAAAUUUUAGAAACUGGCUUUUGGUUUGACAUCAGCAUGUUUUUAUUCCCCACUCCCCCACCCCUCACCAAUGAGGUAUGAAGAACAGUUAGUGUUUGCAUUUCUGCAGGGUGAUCUUGAUUAAGAGUGGAGCAGCAGUUCUGUAUAGCUAGACUAGAAACAUUAAUUCUUUAAAAAGCAUCAUUUGAUCUCUAAAAGUAGAGUGUGACGAGCUGCACAAUGCAGUCUUGGUGCAGAAAAUGGCUAACAUUUUGCAGACAAGAAAAAGAUUUGAGAUAGUUAUGGCUGGCCGGCCUUCAGGCAUAGUGUCUGUUUCAGGAAAACUUGAACUAGGAAAUGCAACUGCUCUUCCACGUUUCCUUAGAUUCUUUCAUCACCUCUGUCCGGCAAAGUGUCAGUGCAGUCUGCUGGAUUGCUGAUAAUCCUCACAGCGUAGAGAAGCCUGUAGAUGCUUCUGGUGAAAUAAUAUGCAAAAAAUUCACUGUUUGAAUGAGGCAAAUUUCAUCUAUGGAGAAUGGCCUUUCUGAAUUAAACCAAAGGUUUAUCCAUCUGCUCUUGUGCCUGACAGUAGCAAGUAGUAGAUUGCUAGGGAGACAGUUAAAUAAUACAGGAAACAUAAUUUCUCCUAGUAUACCUCCCAGAUGCAGGCAAAUACCUCAGGACGUUUACAGUUUAGGGACUUGCUAAGCCACCAGCUGUAGCCUUGUCUUUGCAUUUAACGGUCCUUGAGAGGCUCUUCUUCGAUUAAUUACUUUCCAUCGAAGUAGUCAUUUGUUGAACUCUCUUGCUGCCACAGCAUUUUGAAGCAGAGUUUCACGUUUUUUACAAAGCAGUGUACAAAAAGGUUUUGUCAUGAGUGAUCAUUUAAUCAAAUUCUCCCAGUUUUCCUGUUUCAAGCAGUUGUGAGAGAGUGGAUUUGCAGCUGCUUUCUCCAGGCCAGUUGUGAUUUCCCUGUCCAGGGACCCUCUCUUCCAGGCUGAGGAGUGAUAGUCACUUCAGCAUUCCUUUUACAGAAGUUAUUGACUGUCCUUGUGCUUGAUCUUCACGCCUUACUGUAUUCUGCUAUAUAAUCUUGAAGAAUUGUGGGCAAAUUAGCAUGCAAAAUAUGAUGCUCUAAAAAAAGUAAUUAGUCCCAUAUAGAGUCAGGACUCAUUGGGAUCUCAGUCAGGAGAUGUUGGAGCUCUGUCAAGGGCCCAAUAAUUCCAUAGUUAACGUUCCAUGGUUUAGUGCAGACCAGACUACACCUGUCAUUCUUCAGUUCCCUUUAAACUACAGAUUUCGUACUGAUUGUGCAGCAAAAUACAAAAGCCAACUCACAGUGUAUUUGGUCCAUAGGCACCCUGCCCCCGCCCAUCCCACUGCCAAAAAUUUGUGGCACAUUUGUUUGGGGUCCAGACACCAUUGCCAGAGCAGAAAUGGGAGACUGGGCUGCUUUUUCCAUGCUUGUCUGCCUGGAUAUAUCAGUAGCAAUUUGAAUGAAUAUAUUGACAUCUGGUUCUUCUAAAAAGCUUUUUUAAUUGCUUUUCCUCGGUGAGAAUGGCAAGGAUUCGGAUUCCUAGCACAAUCAUUAUACUUUUUGUUAUGGUUCAGACUGGAUUCUUACUCUUCAUGUAUGCCCGGUACAGUAGCUUCAUGCCUCAGUCUGAGCAGAAACCAUCUCAAGUCCACAUCCUCAUUCUCUCCUCCUGGCGGUCGGGAUCUUCUUUUGUCGGUCAACUUUUCAGCCAGCACCCCAGCGUCUUCUACCUGAUGGAGCCCGCAUGGCACGUGUGGGUUACGAUGUACCAGAACAGUGCCAAGGUCUUGCACAUGGCAGUGCGGGACCUAGUCAGGUCGGUCUUUCUGUGUGACAUGUCUGUAUUUGAUGCUUACAUGCCUUGGAAAAGAAACUUGUCUGAUCUUUUCCAGUGGGCAGUGAGUCGGGCUCUGUGUUCAGCUCCUGCUUGUGACUCCUUUCAGCGUACUGACAUAACCAGCGAAAUGGCAUGCAAGACUCUCUGUGGACGGUACCCAUUCAGCAAGGUGGAGGAAGCCUGUAAAACUUACAGGCAUGUUGUCAUCAAGGAGGUUCGAUUCUUUGACUUGAAGGUCCUCUACCCCCUUCUCACUGAUCCAUCCCUGAAUCUCAAAAUUAUUCACUUGGUCCGUGACCCCAGGGCAGUUGUCAAGUCACGGGAACAAUCGGUCAAAGCACUAGCCCGUGACAAUGGAAUUGUUUUGAGUACCAAUGGCACUAAAGUGGAAGACAGCAAAUACAAAGUAAUGCAAGAGAUUUGUAGAAGUCAUGUUCAGAUUUAUGAAACGGCUACUCUAAAACCACCUAAUUUCCUUAAAGAUCGCUAUUUAAUGAUCCGUUUUGAAGAUCUAGUAAGAGAUCCAUUAUCGGAAAUCUCAGAAAUGUAUAAAUUUGCAGAUCUUAGUUUGACCCCCACACUCAAAAGCUGGAUCUAUAAUAUCACACAUGGACAGGGACCCGGAAAAAAAAAAGAAGCCUUCAAAAUCACAUCUCGAGAUGCAGUUAGUGUUUCACAGGCCUGGAGAAAUGUUCUUUCCUUCCAGAAAAUUAAGAAAAUACAAGAAGUGUGCAAAGGUGCUAUAAACAUGCUUGGCUAUCAGCUGGUGGAUUCAGAAAAAGAACAGAGAGAUCUGUCCUUGGAUUUAGUGUUGCCAAGACGACAAAAUCAAUUCAGUUGGUCAUCAUUUAAUCCAAAGCACUGAGACAUUCUUUUUGAGAGCUCUGGGUGGGGUGGGUAGACGGUUGAUUAUUUGUCUACUGUGCAGCAUAUAGGUAAUUUGAAAAUCCUUGGCUGAUGAGUUUAACUAUCUUCCUGUCUGCUGUUUUUCUGUAAUGGAGGGAGGGGUUUUUUCUGAGUUUCUUACACUGCAAAAGCAAAAAAAAGCGUGAGAAAUGGUGUGAGAUAUUUGUCAGAUUGCAAAUUUACAGCUGAGCUGUCCUGUUCUCGGCAUCCUUUUAAAAAUAUAAUUUACGUACUUUCUGUUUAAACAUGAAUUGUCAAAGAUGUUUUUGUUCAUUGAUAAUACUUCACUUCUGUUUUCAUGCUUUAAAUAUUUAAGAAUCUCAGUUCUUAAUUUGUAUAAAUGGAACAAAGUAGAAACUAAAUUCCUUCACUUUCUUCCAGAAUUGCUUGACUUUCUUCUUUUGCUUUAAAGUUGUUGUGCAGUUGUGUAUUUGUUUUUAGACUUCUCUUGAUGUUUUUAAUUUUAACAGAAAAUUUCUCCAAGAGCUGGGACAACUGCAGCAGUUCUGUUGUAAAAGGCUUAAGCAGGAAAUUAAUUUAUUGAUAGAUUUCUUAGUGCUUUCCCUGGAAUGGCAAAAGUUGCAGUCAGAUGCUUGAAUGUGAUGUUGGCAGGGAGUGCAGAAAGCAAAAGAGACGAAGAAACUUUGAGUGGAGUCACUGUGGAAAUAGCUUGUUAAUGCUGCCCCAGCCGUGCGUUCUAACACUGCAACACAGAGCAGGCACACACUUGCUCCUGCAGCGCCGUUCAUACCAUUGUCCUCUCUCUUCAGAAUUGCAAGUUGUUGUUAAUGAAGAUCACUGAGAAAUUUAAGGCGCCUUGGAAAUCGGCAUAUUGAUUAUACUGCUGUAUGGAAGUGAUCAAGUCGAACAACUUUGGUAGCAGAGAUGGACAUUUGUGUAUGGGCGUUUUGUUUGGGUUUUUGUUUUGUUUUGUUUUUUAAUACAGCACAUCUCAGGAUGGUGGUGUGGUUCAACCCAGCAGGUAGCUCAACACCACACUGUUGUUUGCUCACUCCCCCCCUCUCCCCAGUGGGAUGGGGGAGAGAAUCAGAAAACAGUAAAAUCUGUGGGU